Molecule: messenger RNA, 897 nt
Organism: Aplosporella prunicola CBS 121167
Lineage: Eukaryota; Fungi; Ascomycota; Dothideomycetes; Botryosphaeriales; Aplosporellaceae
Exons: 1
Coding region: 109-573 (154 amino acids)
Source: RefSeq, a predicted model, not a curated record
CGUCUCAUCAGAUCCUCCCCGUCCGUCCGUCAUCGACGUCGUCUCCGCCCCGCCUCCACCGCCAAGCGCUUUCGAUGUUGCACCGCAUAGCCUCACCAGCUAGCUAGCAUGCGCCCAAGCACAAGCGCCGCCGUUAGCAGCGCCGGCAAAGACGAAACACUUCCGCCAGAGUUGCUUUUGAAGCCGGUGGCGGCCGGCCGUCGGCUUCUCCCGCGUUGGUUCUUAUUGCUAAUCGCUGACUGCGGGCGUCUUGCUUCUCGACCGGCAACUAAUUGCAUGUCUGUCUGCAUGCAUGCAAUGCAUGCAUCUAGGGUCAAGUCAUAUGUAGGCGUGCACCUGCGACGCCAUUCAGGACAGCUGAGGCACGUCAUUUGGCAAUCCUCGUCCGGCCGAGGUGCGGAAGACCCUGUCUGUCUAUCAGCCACAUGCACUAGCACAGACCGCUCCCCACCAGCCGGCCCUUUGAAGGAAGAGAAAAAAAAAAAAAAAAAAAACUCGCUUUUGAGGUCACUUGCGCUUGCACAUGCGUCGCCACGCCGCGACGCGCCGCGCCACGCCAACCGCAGUCCCUAGCGCCAACGGCCGUCCGUCCAGACCGAUGUACCUACUACGUACGUAUGUCGGUACAUUCAACGACUACAUCCGAAAUACCUCAUCAACAGUCCCGGUGUCGAGCGAAACGAGAUGAGAUGGACGGGACAUGCAUGCUCCAACGGACCCUCCGCAUACAUACAUGCGAUCACUGUGCCAGUCCCUUGUUAUGACCAAUGGCCACGCACCCGCGAGCUCGUAGAACCCAUCGAGCCUUCUAGGCCGGGCCGACGCAUGCUGUUAUCAGGCACUCUCUUCCGUUGCUACCCUUGUCCAAGUAGGCAGUGUGGAAAUUGUCCGCCUUUC